AUGGGAAUCCUCGCCAACCACGUUCCAUCGAUUGAGCAGCUGAAGCCUGGCUUGAUCGAGAUCAUUGAAGAGAGUGGUGGAAGUAAACAAUUCUUCUUAUCUGGCGGCUUUGCAGUUGUUCAACCAGACUCAAAACUCAGCAUCAACGCUGUGGAGGGCUACGCACUAGAAGAUUUCAGCGACGAAGCUGUAAGAUCACAAAUUAGCGAGGCUUCAAAGAUAGCGGGCGGGAGCGGAAGUGAGCAAGAUAUCGCUGAAGCCAAGAUUGAGCUCGAGGUGCUUGAGAGCUUGCAGGCAGCUAUGAAAUUAUCUCAAACAAAGAGCGUGAACUUGGAACUCUAUGGAUUCACUACUGUUCCAAGCUCCAGUCCUAACAAAACUGCAGCUGUGCCUUCGGUCCUCAAUGUUUCGAUGUCUACGCACAAUUUUCUCUCUCUUUCCACACCUUCAAUAUACUCUUGGACUAUAACGUUGUUAGUUCCGCUACGAGAAGAAUGUGGCCUGCCACGUAUACUCUUCGGCAUGGCUUUCAAUCCGACACAUGGUACCGUGGCUUCCAGAAUUCAGGCAUUCCAGAACGGUCAAGCUCCGCGCAGCCCUCAGUCAGCUGGGAAGACCCGGAGUUCAACCCAAAGAGCUGAAGUCGAAAUUCCAAUCGGGAGAGUUAGGCGUGCAAACACCACUUCCGCUGCUCCAGCAUGCCCGCCGACAAUAGAGGGAAAGGAGUGUAGCCAACAGGGGCGGAUCCAAGAAGUUGAUGCUGCCCGUCAUGAACCUAUUACCAACUUUGACGCAGGCGAGAAUACUCUCCACGCCAGCCUACCCGCCAGACCUUCGACGAGUCAUGAGUCUACCAUGCCUCUUCGACAACACAAAUUACACAGUUUCUCAAGGCAGGUUCCAGAGAGACCCAGAACGCAGAAAAGGCAAUCAUCAUUGGACGCACAACCAACAACACAAAUUCAACUUUCUGAGGCUCGAGCUCGACUAAGAUGCAUAGAUGAUAGGAGGACGGGGACCCCGAUUGUACCUUUGACGGAUGUGAAUAUGUCCCCUGUCGGACAAGACGCCGAUAUCCAUCAACUUCAGGAUCUAAUUGACAAUGCCCUUGACGAACAAGCCAAACUUGAUGUCGAAGGAACGUCAGCCAAACAAUCUCCUCGCCUGAAGUCCAUCCCCUCUCAGGUUGAGCUAAGCAUGAACAGUCCGUCAAAGGGGCAGUCGACUAAGACAGAGUCUAGUGGCUCACCUGUACGCUGCGGUCGAGAUGGGCGCGACUUUAGUCGUCCUCGUAUGUCAGUCACUACACCUAAAGGCUUCGGUAGGAGAGAUGGUGAUUAUCCAUCGAGUGCGUCAACUUCAACCUCGCCUAUAAGGAAGCAAAGACUGAGCACCGAGACUGUUCUGCCAAGAAGUAGUACUGAGUCCGAGCCGCUGGCAGCUUCCCCCUUACCCUCUGUCUAUUCAUUCCGCGACAUGAAAUCGGAACAGGAAACUUCCUCUCUGAAUCCCACCAUAUCAACUCGUCAAGCUCCAAGUCCCGUCAAACAGCGUACAGCAGCCUUUGAAAAGAUGGUGCAACGUGACAAGCAAAUUAUGUACGACCAGCCACACCGGCACAUCGCGGGAGCUCCAUUGAAAAAGCACUGGUGGCUAGAGCCAGAUGAAAAUCGAUUGCAUCGUGUGCCAGGAUUGUUGAAGCAAGAAGCGAGUGCUACAAGGAGUAAGGCAAACGGUAUUAUCCAACAUGAUCCUCCUGCCAGCACACACACCACGACACCAAUGCCAAGGCCUGGACCUAUUCCACUUGCAUUGCCCCAGCUCAUUUCCUCCAGAGGUCGUGCUGUGUCUGCAACUUCUCAGUUUGAAGACACGUUCGAAACAGCCCCACAGUCUGAGGCUGCAUUGUCAAGAUUGUCAUCACGCGUUCAUUCGCCAAGGACUAUUCCGAAAGCGUUAGCAGCCCAAGACAUCGGGCAGGCGACGAAAUCACCAUUUCUGAGGUGGAAGGCUUUCAUGCUCGAUAAAAAAUUACCAGCUUACAGGACGGUUUCACCAUCACCUGGAGAGUCUAGUGUUGGAGUAAAUGCUGGAACCGAUUUGACUGAGCAGACUAUAGAUACCGCUUCUCAUUUGCAACCUCGAGGUAAUGAUCUAGCAGUAGUGGCAAGUCAGGAUGCAAUCUCACAGCGCGCAUAUGGCCAAAAUACCGUGACAGCAGUGAUGCAGCAGGGAGAUAUGCCGCCAUCAGCCAAACACCGUGAAAUUCAUGAGAGCCAUCCUUCGAAAGAACUCAGUCCGCAACCACUGACACCUCGCAAAAUCAUCUCUCCCAAGCAAGAUCGCAAUUUCAGGGAUGCUGCAGUGCCCGGCGAAAUAAUGAAGCGUGCUGAUGGUGACAUGACUAUUGACGAUGAAAAAGAGUUGCUCAUUGCACCAAAUAUUGCAAACAUGGACGAACAUGGCGACGUGGCAACCGAGACCGGCGAUGAAACCUCUUCGCAACGUCAGUCUAAUGAUCUUAUGCCAUUCUCCUUGGUACAAGUGGAAGACAAUCGUUCAGCUCCCGCUUCCGCUUCCACUUCCGCUCCAGGUUCCCCAAUCCGGGGUAGGGUAGCAUGUCGGACCUUGCAUCAACAGAGCAGGGUGAUGAGAAAUGAGGAGAGCAGAAAUGGAGUGAGAGUCAGUAGGAGCAGGAGUAAAGUGGGGAAUGUGAGGGUUACGGUCGAGGUUAGGACGCCUCAGGGUAGUCCAAGUAAAGGGAAUGCUCAGAGGGAUCCGGUUGGGGAUGGGAAUGGAAAGGGGGAGAGGGUUGUGAUUGUUACCACGGAUGUGCAAGAAAGUGAAGAGGGUUCGGUUGAGGAUUAA
This is a messenger RNA of Endocarpon pusillum Z07020, 2868 nucleotides long. RefSeq lists its product as uncharacterized. The transcript has 6 exons. NCBI's taxonomy places the organism in Eukaryota, Fungi, Ascomycota, Eurotiomycetes, Verrucariales, Verrucariaceae. The record is from RefSeq and is a predicted model, not a curated record. Gene Ontology annotation, molecular function: proton-transporting ATP synthase activity, rotational mechanism. Gene Ontology annotation, biological process: proton motive force-driven ATP synthesis. The coding region runs from base 1 to 2868 and encodes 955 amino acids.